AUGGAGCUGCCAGCUGUUGGCGAGCACGUCUUCGCGGUGGAGAGCAUCGAGAAGAAGCGGAUCCGCAAGGGCAGAGUGGAGUAUUUGGUGAAAUGGAGAGGCUGGUCCCCCAAAUAUAACACGUGGGAACCCGAGGAGAACAUCCUGGAUCCCCGUCUGCUGAUCGCCUUCCAGAACAGGGAACGGCAGGAGCAGCUGAUGGGAUACCGGAAGAGAGGGCCAAAGCCCAAACCGCUGGUGGUGCAGGUACCUACCUUCGCCCGUCGUUCCAAUGUGCUGACCGGACUCCAGGACUCCUCGGCUGACAACCGCGCCAAGCUGGAGCUGGGCGGUCAGGGCAAGGGCCAGGGGCACCAAUACGAGCUCAACAGCAAGAAGCACCACCAGUACCAGCCGCACAGCAAGGAGCGGGCGGGCAAGCCCCCGCCGCCAGGCAAGAGCGGCAAAUACUACUACCAGCUCAACAGCAAGAAGCACCACCCCUACCAGCCGGACCCCAAAAUGUAUGACCUGCAGUACCAGGGCGGCCACAAGGAGGCGCCCAGCCCCACCUGCCCGGACCUAGGCUCCAAGAGCCACCCGCCCGAUAAGUGGCCCCACAGCGGGGGGGCCAAGGGCUACCUGGGAGCCGUGAAGCCCCUGGCCGGUACGGCCGGGGCUCCAGGCAAGGGCUCCGAGAAGGGUCCCCCCAACGGGAUGACGCCGGCCCCCAAGGAGGCGGUGACGGGCAACGGGAUUGGGGGCAAGAUGAAGAUCGUUAAAAACAAGAACAAGAACGGCCGCAUCGUGAUCGUGAUGAGCAAGUACAUGGAGAACGGCAUGCAGGCGGUGAAGAUCAAGUCCGGGGAGGCAGCCGAGGGCGAGGCGCGCUCCCCCAGCCACAAGAAACGGGCUGCUGAGGAGCGUCACCCCCCGGCAGACAGGACUUUCAAAAAGGCCGCGGGGGCGGAGGAGAAGAAGGCGGAAACGCCCUCCAAGAGGAGGGAGGAGGAGGCGCCGGGGACCGGGGACCCGCAGUCCCAAGAGGCCGGCUCCCGCAAGCUCUCCCCGACCAAGGAGGCCUUCGGCGAGCAGCCUCUGCAGCUUACUACCAAGCCCGACCUGCUGGCCUGGGACCCGUCCCGCAGCACACACCCACCCUCCCACCACCACCACCACCACCACCACCACCACCACCACCACCACGCCGUCGACCUAAAUCUCUCCCAUGCGCGCAAGCGCUGCCUCUCCGAGACCCACGGCGAGCGAGAGCCCUGCAAGAAGCGCCUGACGGCGCGCAGCAUCAGCACCCCCACCUGCCUGGGGGGCAGCCCCGCCGCGGAGCGCCCUGCGGACGUGCCCCCCGCCGCCGCCCUCCCGCAACCGGAGGUCAUCCUGCUGGACUCGGACCUAGACGAGCCCAUAGACUUACGCUGCGUCAAGACGCGCAGCGAGGCCGGGCAGCCGCCCAGCGCCCUCCAGGUGAAGCCCGAGGCGCCCGCGACCGUGGCGGUGGCUGCUGCGCCGGCAACAGCGGCCGAGAAGCCGCCGACCGAGGCCCAGGACGAACCCGAGGAGCACCCGAGCGAGUUCAAGCCCUUCUUUGGGAAUAUAAUUAUCACCGACGUCACCGCGAACUGCCUCACCGUCACGUUCAAGGAGUACCUGACGGUGUAG
This is a messenger RNA of Rangifer tarandus platyrhynchus (Svalbard reindeer), 1656 nucleotides long. Lineage: Eukaryota; Metazoa; Chordata; Mammalia; Artiodactyla; Cervidae. The record is from the annotation of a GenBank genome assembly.